UUCUAACUUUUUACCACAGGUUCUACAACCAGUAACUGCAAUCAAAAGGGGUCAGUGCCAUUGCAACAAAAUAUUUCUCAGAAAUAAUCAACACUAGUAAUGGAGUCUUCAAAAAAUGUUCUAUGACAAUAAAGGGGUCAGUAUCAUUGCAAGAAAUAUUUAGGAGAAAUAGGAAAAUAAUAGUGGAUUCAUCAGGAAGUAUGAAACUAAGAUGUACAGCGUGACAGUUCAAGAGAUACGGUAUCGUCUCAACCUAAUUUUAUACAUAAUAUUUGUUCAAUAACUGCUUUCUACAUAGGACGUUUAAUAAUCUUAUAAUAAGUGUAUAGCAUUCUUGUUUGUUGUAGUAUUUUGUUAAUAAAAAAAGGUUUGUACUUUACAGGUCAGAAUUUAAAUCCCUUUUUGUCAGUGUUUCAAUAUCCAUUUGCUAUUUAUGUAUUAAUCUACCCCAACCUAACCGUUUUAAUUUUCAUGUAAAAAAUGUGUAAACUAAGAAACUUUAUUUUCUGGGGAUUUCCCCUCAUUUAUUUUUUCUUCUCGCUAAUAAAGAAAUGUCUAAUGUAACAAAUUUCGUUUUCUUGGAAUAUCCUGUCACCUAUUUUUCCUUUUCAUUCAUAAUUCUUUAUUGCAACUAUUGUAACGUAAACACAUUUCGAACAAUUAAAAUGUACAAUUAACUUUUUACGCUUGCACUAUCAACGUACUCAAAAUUACUACGCUAAGCAUUCAGAAUCCCUCAAGGGAAGACGUAUACAGUAUAUGUUGUUGAAAAGAAACUAUACUGUAUGGCAAUAACAAGCAGCUUCAUCUAGUUUUCCUCCGCUGCCGCAUAUCUAAUGGUAAUAUUAUUUCUAUGCAGAGAGUAGCUGCUGUAAUACCGACCUGCCGAAUCGGAGAGGUCACGUGCCGUGUCUAAGUAGGAUUCAAUCGUACGCAACGGCUUGCAACGAUAAGCAGAAAUGUUGAAUUGUACGUCGAUUCAACGCGAAGGUCAAUGUCAAAAUUUAAACGAUUUUACGGAAGAAGUUCAUCAAGAUAUUACGAAUAUUACUUCUGCCUUAGGUUGGACAGUAGAGAGUAUAGAAACUGACAAUGAUAAUCGUUUAGUAUGUCCAUAUAAUUCGUCUCAUCGAAUUGGGAAAGAAAUGCUUGAUCAGCAUUUAGAGUUUUGCCAGUGGAAGGAAGAGGGUUAUGCUGAAUUCGAUGUACCAUUGUCCGAACCAAUGUUACCUUUAAGCUCUCCUUUCUCCAUGAAGCUAGAUGCAUCGCUACAAAAUAGUAUUUUACAAGAAGCAAAGGAAAAGGACCCAACCAUGAAAGUUGAAAGUUAUGAAUGUUGUACUUGGCACAAGCUCUAUAUAUCCUUUUUCAUGUCCUUUGCUGAAUAUUUAAAUAAUAUAAGAUACCCACUGUAUGUUUCCUCACUUAACUUGUAUUUAUAAUGUAUAUCUCCUUUCAAAACACAAUUUCUUAACACUGAUGAUAGGUUCGGGUGAGCGAUUAAUUCCAAGAACAUCUGAUAGAAUCUUCACAGAUUUCACUAGCGACGAGAAGAAAGUAUUAUAUGAAUAUGUUGUUUCUAAUACAGUUAAAAUAGACAUUGGACACGAUAUUACCGACGAUCACAAUCU
Molecule: messenger RNA, 1631 nt
Organism: Hylaeus anthracinus
Lineage: Eukaryota; Metazoa; Arthropoda; Insecta; Hymenoptera; Colletidae
Product: U11/U12 small nuclear ribonucleoprotein 48 kDa protein-like
Exons: 6
Coding region: 960-1442 (160 amino acids)
Source: RefSeq, a predicted model, not a curated record